This is a messenger RNA of Penicillium manginii, 294 nucleotides long. RefSeq lists its product as uncharacterized. The transcript is spliced from 2 exons. The coding region runs from base 1 to 294 and encodes 97 amino acids. NCBI's taxonomy places the organism in Eukaryota, Fungi, Ascomycota, Eurotiomycetes, Eurotiales, Aspergillaceae. The record is from RefSeq and is a predicted model, not a curated record.
AUGAAGGUCGCCGAGAUAUUGUCGGAUCUCACGUCUUUGCGCGUGUGUGAUCAUCAUGCUGCUUUCGCUUUGUUGAAUGCCCACCAGGUGACCCUUAACACUUCCUCGCCAUCCCACUCGGACCCGACCGCCACGGAUGCGAUUACAUCCAAGAAGAACAAGGACCUUCAACGAGCAAAAGAACUGGUGGAGCUUCAUUAUGAGGUCAAAGCGCGGCAUGUCAAUGGCCAAGUCGAUACUGCUCUUCAGCAGGCGCGCUCCGAUGUCGAACAAGUCCUCAGGGAACUUUCAUAA